AUGACGGAAAUUUUCAACGAAGAGCUUUCUGAUCAUGUAUAUGACAGUAUUGUGGAAAUUGUAGACUGCCGUAUUAGACGUCGGAAAAUUGAAUUUAUAAUAUAUUGGGGACGGAAUCGUUUCUCUUUAGUAGAAGAGGAGGACUUGAAAUUUAACACAGUUCACAUUGAUAAGCUUAACCAAUUCAUUGCCUCUCAUCCUGAGAAGUAUGCUCUGUUGUUAGAGCAGAUCUCAAUCAUGAAAGCCGGUGAGGAGUUACGGAGAGUACCGAACAGUGACGAUGAAACUGAUUGGGAUUGA
Molecule: messenger RNA, 300 nt
Organism: Auanema sp. JU1783
Lineage: Eukaryota; Metazoa; Nematoda; Chromadorea; Rhabditida; Rhabditidae
Source: the annotation of a GenBank genome assembly